CAGAAACACAGCACAUAGUUAAAAGUGAUAGGUUUCUGAUUAAACCGAACAUUGAAAAUUUCUCAUUAGCAUUAAUCUCAUUUUCUUGCUACGUUUAUACUCUCUUCCAAGGAGCUAACACUUCUUUAAUCUCCUGGAUUCAUUGGAAUAAUGGAUGCAAAAACUAAGAGGAGAAAUGUAGCUGAGAAUGGAGAUACAGGAGAGGACUUGGUCCUUGCAACUUUAAUUGGUAAUGGGGAUGAUUUGGGACCUAUUGUCAGACAUGCAUUUGAAACGGAACGGCCUGAAGUACUUCUUCAACAACUCAAAAGUGUUGUCAAGAAGAAGGAAUCUGAAAUUGAGGAGCUUUGUAAGACCCACUAUGAGGAGUUCAUUCUUGCAGUUGAUGAGCUUCGAGGUGUUUUAGUUGAUGCUGAAGAGCUGAAAAGUGAUCUCUCAAGUGAUAAUUAUAGGUUGCAAGAGGUUGGGAGUGCCCUAUUGAUCAAACUUGAGGAGCUUCUAGAAUCUUAUUCAAUUAAAAGAAAUGUGACUGGGGCUGUUAAAAUGACAAAGAUUUGUGUACAAGUGUUGGAUCUUUGUGCGAAGUGUAACAAUUACAUUUCUGAAGGGCAGUUUUAUCCUGCUUUGAAAACUGUUGAUCUGAUUGAGAAGAAUUACUUGCAGAAUAUCCCUGUUAUGGCACUCAAAAUGGUGAUAGAGAAGACAAUUCCGAUAAUAAAGUUGCAUAUUGAGAAGAAAGUUACAAGUCAGUUUAAUGAAUGGUUAGUUCACAUUAGGAGUUCUGCGAAGGAUAUUGGACAAACAGCAAUAGGUCGCACUGCAUCAGCUCGUCAAAGAGAUGAGGAAAUGCUGGAUCGCCAGAGGAAGGCCGAGGAACAAAAUCUUUCAGGGUUUGGAGAUUUUACAUUUACUUUAGAGGUCGAGGAGAUUGAUGAAGAUUCCAUUUUGAAGUUUGAUCUCACACCACUUUAUCGGGCAUAUCACAUCCACGCUUGCCUCAACCUCCCAGAGCAGUUCCGUAAAUAUUAUUAUAGGAAUCGUUUAUUGCAGCUCACUUCAGAUUUGCAAAUCUCUUCAGUACAGCCAUUUGUUGAAUCAUAUCAAACCUUUUUGGCUCAAAUUGCUGGGUACUUUAUUGUGGAGGAUCGAGUCCUAAGGACUGCUGGUGGGCUCUUGUUACCUGAUCAGGUUGAGACAAUGUGGGAUACAGCUGUAACUAAGAUGACAUCAGUGUUGGAUGAACAGUUUUCUCAUAUGGAUUCUGUAACACAUCUUCUCCUAGUGAAGGAUUAUGUCACUCUUCUUGGUGCAACUCUUAAACAGUAUGGUUACCAAGUGGGCGCUGUUCUUGAGGUGCUGGACAAGAGCCGUGACAAAUACCAUGAACUUCUUCUUGAAGAGUGCCGGCUGCAAAUUACUAACGCUCUCUCCAAUGAUACUUAUGAGCAGAUGGUAAUGAAAAAGGAUACUGAUUAUGAGAAUAAUGUUCUGUUGUUUCAUCUCCAGACCUCAGAUAUAAUGCCAGCUUUCCCAUAUAUUGCACCAUUCUCCUCAAUGGUGCCUGAUGCCUGCCGCAUUGUCAGAUCAUUCAUCAAAGGCUCUGUUGAUUAUUUGUCUUAUGGAACACAUACUAAUUAUUAUGAUGUCUUGAGAAAGUAUUUGGACAAACUCUUGAUUGAUGUGUUAAACGAAGUCAUGCUUAAUACAAUUUAUGGUGGUGCAAUUGGUGUAUCUCAAGCCAUGCAGAUUGCAGCAAACAUAGCUUUUCUUGAAAGAGCUUGUGAUUUUUUUGUCCGACAUGCAGCCCAACUAUGUGGGAUCCCAGUCCGAUCAGUUGAAAGGCCUCAAGCUACUUUGACGGCCAAGGUAGUCUUGAAGACUUCUAGAGAUGCGGCAUAUAUUGCUCUACUGAGUUUGGUGAACACCAAGCUAGACGAGUUUAUGGAACUUACACAAAAUAUCAAUUGGACUCCAGAGGAGACGUCCGCGAGUGGGAAUGAGUAUAUGAAUGAGGUAAUAUUUUACCUUGACACAAUUCUGUCAACAGCUCAGCAAAUUUUGCCUUUGGAUGCUUUGUAUAAGGUUGGGAGUGGGGCACUUGAGCAUAUUUCCAAUUCUAUUGUGGCAGCAUUUCUUUGUGACAAUGUCAAGAGGUUUAAUGCUAAUGCUGUCAUGGCUGUCAACAAUGACUUAAAGAUGCUAGAGAAUUUUGCUGAUGAGAGGUUUCAUAACACUGGUUUGAGUGAGAUGUAUAAGGAAAGUUUCGGAAGAUGUUUGAUAGAAGCACGACAAUUGAUAAACCUUUUGUUGAGCAGUCAGCCAGAGAAUUUCAUGAAUCCUGUGAUAAGGGAGAAGAACUACAAUGCUUUGGAUUAUAAGAAAGUGGCGAGCAUCUGUGAAAAGUUCAAAGAUUCGCCAGAUGGGAUUUUUGGAAGUCUGUCAAGCAGACAUGUGAAGCAAAGUUCUCGGAAGAAAUCUAUGGACAUGCUGAAGAAAAGAUUGAAGGACUUCAACUGAGCAUGAUUGCUAAGUCUGC
Pistacia vera is the source of this 2536-nucleotide messenger RNA. RefSeq names its product exocyst complex component SEC15A-like. The coding region runs from base 151 to 2517 and encodes 788 amino acids. The record is from RefSeq and is a predicted model, not a curated record. Gene Ontology annotation, biological process: intracellular protein transport; exocytosis; Golgi to plasma membrane transport. The transcript is spliced from 2 exons. Lineage: Eukaryota; Viridiplantae; Streptophyta; Magnoliopsida; Sapindales; Anacardiaceae. Gene Ontology annotation, cellular component: membrane; exocyst.